UUUGCACAGAUGAGGAAUAUUUCCUUACAUUUGAGAAGACUGUCCUGGAUGGUGGGUAGUAAAAGAAUGAGGAUGACUUCAAAUUUCCAGUGGCUCCUACUAGCAUUUAUUCUUCUGCAUUUAAUGAAUCAAGUAAAUAGCCAGAAAAGGGGGACUCCUCGUGAUUUGAAGUGUAUAACUAACAAUUUGCAAGUGUGGGACUGUUCUUGGAAAGCACCCUCUGGAGCAGGCCAUGGCACUAUUUAUGAAGUUUGCAUUGAAAACAGGUCCCAUACUUGUUACCAGUCAGAGAAAACAAAUGUUAAAAUCCCAGCUCUUUUACCUGGUGAUCAUGAAAUAACCAUAAACCGUCUGUAUGAUUUUGGAACUCCUAUAAGUAAAUUCACACUAAAUGAAAAAAAUGUUUCCUUAAUUCCAGAUACUCCAGAGAUCUUGAAUUUGUCUGCUGAUUUCUCAACUUCUACAUUACACCUAAAGUGGAAUGACAGGGGCUCUGUUUUUCCCCGUCACUUAAAUGUCAUCUGGGAAGUUAAAAUUCUGCGUAAAGAAAAUACAGAAAUCAUAAAAUUAGUGACCCACAACACAACUGUGAAUGGUAAAGAUACAGUUCAUCACUGGACUUGGGCCUCAGACAUGCCUUUGGAGUGCACCACCCAUUCUGUAGGAAUUCGAUGCUAUGUGGACGAUCCUCAUUUCUCUGGUCGCAAAGAGUGGAGUGACUGGAGCCCACUGAAGAACGUUUCUUGGUCUCCUGAUUCUCAGUCUAAGGUUUUUCCUCAAGACAAAGUGAUACCUGUAGGCUCAGAUAUAACAUUUUGUUGUGUGACUCAAGAAAAAGUGUUAUCAGCACAGAUUGGCCAAACAAAAUGUCCCCUUAUUCAUCUUGAUGGGGAAAAUGUUGCGAUCAAGAUCCACAAUAUUUCUGUUUCUGCAAACAGUGGGACGAACGUGGUUUUCACAACAGAAGAUAACAUAUUUGGGACAGUCGUUUUCGCAGGAUAUCCACCUGAUGUUCCUCAAAAACUGAAUUGUGAGACGUACGAUUUAAAAGAGAUUAUAUGUACUUGGAAUCCAGGAAGACCAACAGCACUUGUGGGCCCGCGCAAUACAAGUUACACUUUAUUUGAGAGUUUCUCAGGAAAAUACAUUAAAUUUAAAAGAGUUGAAGCACCAACAAAUGAAACCUAUCAGUUAUUCUUUCAAAUGCGUCCAAAUCAAGAAAUAUAUAAUUUUACUUUGAAUGCUCGCAAUCCUCUGGGCCGGUCAGAAUCAACUAUUUUAGUUAACAUAACUGAGAAAGUUUAUCCUCAUGUUCCUACUUCAAUCAAAGUGAAGGAUAUUAAUUCAACAACUGUUCUACUUUCCUGGCAUUUACCGGGCAGCUUUGCAAAGAUUAAACUUUUAUGUCAAAUUGAAAUUAAUAAAACUAACUCAGCACAAGAAUUGCGGAAUGUCACGAUCAAAGGAGUAGAAAAUUCAAGUUACCUUGUAGUGGUGGACAAGCUAAAUCCAUAUACUAUAUAUACUUUCCGGAUUCGCUGUUCUACUGAAACUUUCUGGAAAUGGAGCAAAUGGAGCAAUGAAAAAAAAUAUUUAACCACAGAAGCCAUUCCUUCAAAGGGACCAGAUACUUGGAGAGAAUGGAGUUCUGAUGGAAAAAAUUUAAUAAUUUAUUGGAAGCCUUUACCCAUUAAUGAAGCUAAUGGGAAAAUCCUUUCCUAUAAUGUGUCAUGUUCGCUAGAUGAGGAGACACAGUCCCUUUCUGAGAUCCCUGAUCCUCAGCACAAGGCAGAACUGCAACUUGAUAAAAAUGACUACAUCAUCAGCGUGGUGGCGAAAAAUUCUGUAGGUUCAUCGCCGCCUUCUAAAAUAGCUAGUAUGGAAAUUCCAAAUGAUGAUCUUAAAGUAGAGCAGGCGGUUGGAAUGGGAAGUGGAAUUCUCCUCACGUGGAAUUACGAUCCCAGCAUGACUUGUGACUAUGUCAUUAAGUGGUGUAACUCCUCCCGGUCUGAGCCCUGUCUUAUGGACUGGAAAAAAGUCCCUUCAAACAGCACUGAAGCUGUCAUAGAAUCUGGUAAGAUGAACUCAUAAAUCUCAUUAAAUGUUGGUGGCUUGCCCUGUACGAAUAAACUCCCAUUAAGCAUCCGCUUUUCCCCUUUUCCAGCUCCAAUUGUUGCACCAAAUUUUACUGUUGAGGACACGUCUGCAGAUUCAAUAUUAGUAAGAUGGGAAGACAUUCCUGUGGAAGAGCUUAGAGGCUUUUUAAGAGGAUAUUUAUUUUACUUUGAAAAAGGAGAGAGAGACACAUCUAAGAUAAGGGGUUUGGAAUCGGGUCGUUCGGACAUAAAGGUUAAGAAUAUUACCGACCUCUCCCAGAAGACGCUGAGAAUUGCUGAUCUUCAGGGUAAAACGAGUUACCAUCUGGUCCUGCGAGCCUACACGGAUGGUGGGAUGGGCCCAGAGAAGAGCAUGUUUGUGGUGACAAAGGAGAACUCUGUGGGAUUAAUUAUUGCCAUCCUCAUCCCAGUGGCGGUGGCCGUCAUUGUGGGAGUGGUGACCAGUGUUCUUUGCUAUCGGAAGCGAGAAUGGAUUAAAGAAACCUUCUAUCCUGACAUUCCAAAUCCAGAAAAUUGUAAAGCUUUACAGUUUCAGAAGAGCGUGUGUGAGGGAAACAGCACUCUCAAAACAUUGGAAAUGAAUCCUUGCACCCCUAAUAAUGUUGAGGUUCUGGAAACUCGAUCCGCAGUUCCUAAAAUAGAAGAUACAGAAAUAAUUUCUCCCAUAGCCGAGCGUCCGGAAGAGAGCUCUGAUGCCGAACCUGAGAACCACGUGGUUGUGUCCUAUUGUCCGCCAGUCAUCGAGGAAGAAAUCCCGACGCCGGGAGUGGAUGACGCCGGGGGGACCUCACAAGUCAUUUACAUCGAUGUCCAGUCUAUGUAUCAGCCUCAGGCGAAACCAGAGGAAGAACCAGAAAACGACCCCGUGGGGGGGGCGGGCUAUAAGCCACAAAUGCACCUCCCCUUCACCCCUGCUAUAGAAGACCCCGCCGCCGCCGCCGGCUUAGACAAAACUGCGGGUUACAGGCCUCAGGCAAGUGUCAGUACUUGGACCGUAGUGUCUCCAGACUCUCCCAGAUCCACAGACAGCAACAGUGAAAUUGUCUCUUUUGGAAGCCCCUGCUCCAUUAACUCCCGACAGUUUUUGAUUCCUCCUAAAGAUGAAGACUCUCCGAAAUCGAAUGGAGGAGGGUGGUCCUUUACAAACUUCUUCCAGAACAAACCGAACGACUAAUGGGGUCGCUCUGUCACUUCAGUCUGCCAUCUCAGUACGCUCUCCCUGCCGGCGCUGCCCUGCCAGCGCUGGGCAUCUCGGAGGGAUCCUGUGAAGGAUUGUUAGCAAGGUGGACCUCACGGAGCAAGUUACACUCAAAGUGCUAAUGUGCUUUUAACAUAGUCUCACCGCCCAAGUAGAGUGACUCAGAAAUUCAGACCAUGCACCUCAAGGUUUGGAGCUGUCUGUGAUUAGAGCCAAAGGGUUCUCCCGGGCUCCACCUUCGAGAAGCGCUCCACGGCCAAUCCUGUCUAGUCCCAUUCAUGCAAAACAGAUCCCACAGCAGCGCGUCCUGUUCUGUUCAUGGUUUUCUCCUAUGGAUACUUUAUGGAAUUGCAAGCAGAUCUACAGGCAUCGGAGAGAAAUGUCAGAGUAACAGAUGAUACUGAUUUGCCUGACCCUUGCUCCAUUCUAGAUGAAAACCAAGCACAGAUUUCUAAACUUUUAACAUUAUUCUCCUCUAGCCACAGCAUUUACAAAAUAUUAAUAUAAUUUUUAAUGUAGCAGCAGCUACUUAGUGUUUUAUUUGAUAACGCAUACUGAUUUCCGUGCCUACUGUAUAAUGGUCGUCAAACAGUUUUCUCAGGGGUACAAACGUUGAAAAUGAGCGUGACACUGACCAGCCCAAAUUAGAAUCGUGUUCUCUUGCUUUGGGAGGUUUUACAAACCUGGCCCUGACUUUGUAGCUUGCAUGCUCACUUCCCUUACUGCAGUCGGUUGCCCUACUAUUUAAAACUGAAAUUUCUAAGACUGAAGAUCUAAGUUUCUUUAAACA
Messenger RNA from Suricata suricatta (meerkat), 4105 nucleotides. It is a transcript of the gene LIFR, whose product is annotated as LIF receptor subunit alpha. Gene Ontology annotation, cellular component: membrane; external side of plasma membrane. NCBI's taxonomy places the organism in Eukaryota, Metazoa, Chordata, Mammalia, Carnivora, Herpestidae. The record is from RefSeq and is a predicted model, not a curated record. Gene Ontology annotation, molecular function: cytokine receptor activity; protein binding. The transcript has 18 exons. Gene Ontology annotation, biological process: cytokine-mediated signaling pathway.